Molecule: messenger RNA, 7609 nt
Organism: Alosa alosa (allis shad)
Lineage: Eukaryota; Metazoa; Chordata; Actinopteri; Clupeiformes; Clupeidae
Product: protein FAM171A2
Source: RefSeq, a predicted model, not a curated record
UUGAGAGGCAACAGCAUCCAAGGCAGAGGGCGUCGGAGAAGGGAAGAUGCGGGUCGCCAAUAGCAACAACCAUCUUUGAAAAAAAGGGAAAGAAAAAAAAUGGAUGCUACGUUAUGGAAGCCAGUCUGGAUAUAGGGAUGUAGCUUACAGCAUGACGCCGCCUUGCAGCUGUCGUUUUCUCGCCUUUCUUUUGUACUUCUACGUGCGGGGAAUAUCCAGUAAAUCCAUCGCGGAACAUGGAGCACUGGAGGUUCAGGUCAGAGUUCAAGUCUUUGACAGCAGUGACCUUUCACCCCUGUCGCACGCCUUCAUCGAGGUCCACGGCAACCAAAGCGUCCUGGCUUCCAGCGAGGCAGGAAGUGAUGGCAUGCUCGUGGUCAACUUCCUUUACCGGCCGGGCACCUUGGUGAUCAUCACAGCCUCCAAACAGGAUUACAUCACCAACUCCGUGCCCUGGCAUGCCAACCGCAUCCCUUUGUAUGCAUCUGUCAGUCUGUACCUGCUGACUGAGAGGCCAGGCACCCUCAUCCUCUAUGAUGACAUCAUUCAGGUGUUUCGUGGUUCCCCAGGGGUGAGAAACCAGCCUCGGGUCCAGCUGCAGAGGCGAUCGCUGGCGCUUAACUCUUCCUACGCCGACGUGUCGGCAGUCCUCACCACCACCAUGGCGCAUGACGAGCUGGCCAGCUUCCCUUACCUGCUGGGGGUGGAGGUCAACAGCACAGGAGGGGAGAGUGGCUGGAUGGAGCUGACGGCGGUGGCAGCGGUGAGCGCCCAGCUGUUUGACCGCGAGGGCCGAGCCGUGCCGGUCACAGAGUCGUUCCACAUGUCCAUCCCGCUGCCCACCGACUCACGCCUCCGCAGCCCCACCAGCAUACCUGUGUGGGUCUACCACAGCACGACAGGUGUGUGGCUGAGGAAUGGGACAGGCUACAUUAAGAGAGAGGGUUCCCAGCUCACCUGGGAGUUCAUGGCCUCCAAGCUGGGAUACUGGGUGGCGGCUUUCCCCUCUACUGCAGGGUCCGGCCUGGGUCACCCGGGACUGCGGGACAUCACAGCCUACCACACGCUCUUCCUGCUGUCCAUCCUGGCCUCGCUGGCCCUGCUCGUGCUCGUCCUGCUCUGUGUGCUCCUCUACUACUGCAGGAGGCGUUGUCUGAAGCCGCGUCGUCAGCAGGGGAAACUCCAGAGCUCUGCGGCUCUGAACGGCUCGAGGCGAGACCAGGGCACGUCCAUGUCCCGCCUAAACCUCAUCUGCGGCGGGCACGCCGAGCCAGGCACGUCCAGUGGCGACCAGGACGCUAUCCGGUCCGACGCGUCGCCCUCCAGAGACCACAAGAGCGCCCGCGACGAGUUCUCCAAGCACGUGCCAGCGCACAAGCUGCGCCACUCCAAGAGCAAGGGCCCCAAGGGGGGGGCGAAGGGCGAGAGCUUCCCCAUGAAGGUGCACCGCGCCACGGAGACCGUCUCGCUGGAGCCCCCUGUCAUCCGCGACGAGUACGGACGCGUCUACGCAGCCGGCGAAGACAAAGACGCGGAAUACCACCGGAGAAACGUCGCCAACGACAACCGCGGGUACACCUCGGAGCCGCCGUCUCCGCCGCCCGACAAGCCUCCGGAAUAUUCCCAGCUGUCCCAGGCGGCCGACCACCUGGCCCGACCCACCUCCCUGAACACCCAGCCGGGCCAGAUCAUCUUCUGCAGCUCGCUGGACCAGAUGAAGGAGAACAUCUACCGCAGCAUGGUCCCCACGCUGGUCAUCCCGGCCCACUACAUGCGCCUGUCGUCCGAGUUUGGCUCGGGAGAAGCGGGCAAAGAUGGUCAGCCCGCGUCGGAGCGGGACAAGGAAGCGCAGGGAGGAGCCAGCGGCGGGGGCCACCAGGGUCAAGGGUCGCAUCAGCAGGCCCAGCAGGGAGGCUCGUCGUCGCCGGACGACUCGGAGGGCAGCAGCUGGGCGUCCACGGGGCCGGGCGGCUCGGUCCACAUCCCGGUGCUGUUCAACGACUCCACCAUGGCACAGAUGAACGGCGAGCUGCAGGCGCUGACGGAGAAGAAGCUUCUGGAGCUCGGCGUGAAGCAGCACCCGCGCGCCUGGUUCAUCUCGCUGGACGGCCGCGCCAACGCCCACGUGCGCCACUCCUACAUCGACGUGGGCUCCGCCGACCUCGCCGGACACCACGCCAUGGGGCACGCGUCCUCGCACUCCACGCCCACCACACUCUCCACGUCCACCCACAACACGCAGCCCAGCAGCAGCAGCAAGGACUGCAGCCCCGACACCCUCUCCCAGGAGAGCCAGGACCGCAAGCCCCUCUCCUCCGCCGCCUACUCGUCCGCCCAGCGCAAGAGCAAGGACAGCGGGAGGGACGAGCGCUCGGGCACCGGGCAUCGCAAGGGUCACGGCAGCGGCGGCGUCGGCGGGGGCGGGGUCAAGCCCUACUCCAAACUGGCCUAUCAAGACGCCCUGGAGCUGAGUGGGGGUGUGGCCCGCAUGGGGGCCAGCUCUCCGCUGGAGAACCCGCUGACGCCGCUGCUGGACGAGGGCCCGGACGAUCCCCGGGGGUCACCCGUCGCCCGUAAAGGUCGCAGCCGUGGCAACAGCUCGCGCAGCAGCAACAACAGUGAGUCGCGGCGCGAUUCCGUCACCAGUCCCGAAGACGACCCUGACGACAAGGACGGGAACAAGAAGAGUCCAUGGCAACACGAGGAGAGGCCGCUCAUGGUGUUCCACCCCAAGAAAUAAAACCUCGCCAUGGAGACAAAAGGUCAAUCUGGGGUCACUUUUGGCAUUUAAUCUUCUCUCUUGUCGCUGAUGAGACCAAGCCACAAAGAGAAACUGGACUUUUUCUGAAGCCUUGAGGUGAAGUCAACACAAGCACAACUAAUCCACUACUAAUCCACUACUAAUCCAUUACCCAACUAUAAGGUCCAAAAGAAGAAGCUUCAGGAAACGUUCACAGUCAGCCAUCAAGAUUUUGGAAACAUCCCAACCACAUUCCCCCUCUUUCAGGCUAGUCCUACUCUUCCCUUUUUGAUGUUCACAUCCACCACAAUGAAGCACAAAAUGGAAGCUGUUUCUCCUCGCAUCAGGAAAUGCAAACGCAUCUCAAAGGCUACUUUGUUUCACUGGUCCAGCGGUGUUUUAAUCAACGGUGACUAAACAUGGCCAUUAGUGGUGACCCUCACAGACAAGUGGUGUGGAAGCCAGAGGAUCUUGUUGUUCUGGAGAAGACUGGAGAAGAUUUUUCAUUUGUUUUGGGAAGACCCACGUUUGAAAUACAUAAUUGAAAUGCAGUAUAAUAUAUAGCUAUCCCCAAAAAACACUCCUCCUCUAAACAUGUACACAGCAUCCCAUGACAAGAUGUUGACAUUGUUUUGUCUCUGUGUGCCUAAGUGCAUAUUUGUGUUAAUUCGUUGUAGUUGCUUCAUAUCAUUUUGGUACACACCUCAAUCACCAAUAUAGGUGUCUGUAUUUAUUGAGAAUUAUAUUUGAAUGGUAUUUAACAGAAUUCAAUUCUACAGUCUCACAGAAGAGUCUUUGAUUUUGCCAUGUGUUUUGGGCAGAGCUGAGUUGUCUGUGACUCUUUGAGGUUGUCUUAUACUUUUUUGAGGUUGUCACUUUUCCUGUUUGAAAUGUAGCUGGUUGCAGCGUUAGUGUUAUAUCAGUCUGUGAGUCCUGUCCACUUGCAGAUGAUGGAUAGAAGUAUGACAGAAAGUGCUCAAAGCUCCUGGGACAAAUCCUGAAGGUGGUUCCAGUGGAGACCCAGAUAGAUCUGUUAAACAGGUCUGGUCCUGUUUUACGCAAGAUCUGUUCCAGAGUAGAGAAGCUAGACAGACUGUGUGAUGCAGGUGGAACUCGCAAUUUUUGUUUUUGAAAGAGGAACACUUCUAGACUAAUGUAGUUUUUAAGAGGAACACUUCUAGACUAAUGUAGUUUUUAAGGGAUUGGAUUGGUACAUAGAAAGAGAGUGUGUCAGUGCCAUUGAGACGUUUUGGCAUGAAGAUGGAUUUUGUGUUCUAUCUCAUUUGAUUAUAUUUUCAAGUUCUGGAAAAAGUAAACAAAUAUAUUGCAAUCACAUGAAACUGAACUGAGAUGCUUAAAAUGCAGAAGAUUCAUAAGGAGCAUCAGCUUUCCCCUGUUGCAUCAAAAUGACUCUCAAGUCUCUCAAGUGUUUUGACAACACAAAUGGCAGGCAACACCUUUCAAAAGAUUUUGUACUUUAAUUAAUCUCUCAUAUUCACAGACAACCUUUCUUACGAGUUAAUUAGCUCAGAGCAUUUAUCGCAAACUUCCUUGUCACUGAUUUGUUUGCUUGGAGAUGCACGUCCAUAAUGGACCCUACAGUUUAAAAGAUGAAUGUAUAAACAUGAAACCAAUCCAAACGCCCCCGCCUGGCCACUGCUCUCUCUGGAAGUGCCUUGGUCCCACGCCCAGGCUGGAGGGACUGGCACGGGCAUGGGGACAGGCGGCCUCCCUGACGAGGCGGGGAGAGGAGGCACGAGGAGAGGACAACCACCUUCUGCACUUAAGACACGCGUUCAACAGAUAGGAUGUGUCGUUGCUGUCGUGGUACAGAGACAGUAGCACAUUGGCUAUGUGUGGCUACUGAGGCAAAGAAUGGCUAACAUAUACCGAUACAACUGAUCACAGUGUGCCACACUAAUGCAAAUGCAAACAAUCAGUGUAAUGUUCGUCUUUAUAACUGAGCUGAGUGACACUGUACGGUUUAUAUUUACAUUGUGACAAGGGAUAGGCAAACUAAAGUAUGGCCCAACAUUUUAUUUAUUAUUAUUAGACAAAAACCUUGCUAUGAUGUAUCUGGAUCGAUGAGUACAGUGCAACAAGCAUACACAAGUAUUAGUGUAAAAUAUUGCUUUGUAACUUGAUUGGUUACCCUGCACGCGAUAAUCUAUUUACUUCAAGGGGUGACAAAGCGGUAUGCAAUUGAAAGAAUGACAAAGCUGUUUUUGCCAUAUUGUAGCUUUUGGUUGGACCUGGUAUUGAUGUAGAUAGCAGAUGACUGUGUGCAUUCAGUGGAGCUGGGCCAGAUGUGGGCCACGUCUGGGCCGGAGGUGGUUCAAAGCUAGCUGCUGUCUGGGGUAUAGAUGUGCUCAGAUGUGCCCUUUGACCUCUGUGUCACAACACUUAGCAAUUGUGUGCAAAGAUUCUAGAGCGGAGCGUAGCGCUUUAGAGUCUUUUAUUGUGAGUCUCAUGAAUCGAAUGGGGCGGAAAAUGCGAACUGGUAGGAACACGCUUUGCUGUUCUGGGAUUCUGUGUAUAUGUAUCAUAGAUUAUAUGUGCAUGAUAUAGGCCACUGUGCAUAGAGUAGCAUUUGAUCAUCAGGCAUCGUUAUGUGGUGGAAACAUUCUUCUGCAUGCUGGUGGAGACCACAGUCACGUCACAUCAGCACUGAGUUCAGUUGCCCAAGUACUGAAAUGUCCCCAAGUACUGAAAUGUCCCCAAGUACUGAAAUGUCCCCAAGUCAAGAUGCCAAGUUGAAGUGGAGGAGUCCUUCUGAAGCCAUUGAUUCCUUUCCCUUCCUCCCUCACUCUCUGUCACACGUUAAGGGCAACACCUUCAGACAUUUUAAGUUCGACGUUGUGUGCUUCUGAAGACUAAUGUCGAUAUUCAUCACUGCCAAUUACAUUUCAGUACUGUGAACUCCAUGUGGAUCCUUUCCAGAUGUUUACUCUGCUCUUCUGGUUGUUUAUUCCUCUGAUUGUUUACUCUCUCCUCUCUUUCUUUCUCUCUCUCUCACUAUCUGUUUCUUCCUUCCUUCUCUCUGUUGGUGCUCAACCUGCAGGGCUGUGUGAGGUAUAAACACACCCUUUGAUAAUCAUCUUAAAUGCAAUAUGUCACCUAAACGGAUGACUUUGUUGAACUUCACCGUGGAUGCUUUUAUGGGUAACAUUGGGGAGGGGGGCUGGACUGUACUUCACUUGUAAUCUCGACUGUAGCUGGUAGCGUAAGUAGUCUGAGGAUUUGCUUAAGGAGAUCUGCUGAAUUUCUAACAAUCAUUUCUUACCUGGAAUGGAUGGAGAGCCAGCACUGUGUCUGAGAACAUCUCAGAACCCCAACCUCUUCCUGGAAGGCUUUUCAGCCAGCUCACAUGUUUCCGGUGGAAUGUCAGCUGUGUUGUAGGGGCUAUUGUGUUAGUGUACCUGUUUACACAGACCCGGCUCGGUGUUGGACAGAGUUAAGUUGAAUAAGGAGCUGCACAUAAGUUGGACAUAAAUAACAUACUUAUCGUCCCAGUGAGAACAGAAGGGGCAGAAUAUGACAGAAGGUGCCGUAACAACACAGCUGACGCUCCACUGGAGACAUAUGAGCUGUCUACAGAGCCCUCUGUGACAUAUAGUCCAUUCCCUCAGAGCUACAGGAUGGAGUGCAGAUGAUUGAGGAAGCUCACAGUGUGGUAAUAACUAUGGGCACCUGGGUCUGGCCCAGUAGCCCUGGCCUGGAAUCCAGCCAUGAUUCUGGAAUCCACCCAUGAUUCUGAAAGCUGGAUGAUGCUGUAAUAUCAGCUUUCACUAUGAUUAUGAUGAUGGUCUUGGAUAAACCCCAUUUCCCAACCCAACAAAUCUGCAUCAGUGGCAGGGAGCUGUCAAAAUAAAAAGAUUUUGUAAUUCCUAAAACCAGACUGACAAAGUAGAAGGGCAUCCAAUAUUGUUAAAAACAAACAAACACAUAAUCCCAUGUUAUGACCUCAGAGUUAAAACAAUCGUGGUCAUUUUACAUCAAAACCUCUUUUGAUAUUUGAAUCAAAUGAACCAUCAUUACUAGAAAUUAACUAUGUUACAGUCAAACUGCUUCACUACAAUUUGGGCUCUCUCACACACACACACACACACACACACACACACGAUUUGCACGUCAGUGUGGGUCCGUCUUGUAGCCUUGACCCACCACUGCACGCUCCAUCCCACAAAGGUGGUACAAUGCCACCCAUUGAAUUUCUAAAGCACUCUACACUGUGUUUUGCUAUAGCUGAAUUGAGCUAUAAUAAUGAGUAUAAUGAAUAUGCUUCUAUCACAUUUAUUAGUCUGAGGCAAAGUGAGCAGAAAAAAACACUUACAGACCUCAAAAUGCUCCCCACUGGAAAAUAAACAAAAGACAUUUUAAGGGUUCAUUAUCACAAAGUUCAACAUAGACAGGCAUCUCAUGGAGUGGCUUGGGCUUUACUUCCACCAACUCUGAGAAUGAUUGACAGGCAAUCACUUGAAAUCCCCUGUAUUGUUCUCCCGAUGACUGACAGCUCCUUCACCUUGUCCACACAGUGUACAUUGUUCAACUAUGUGAUGUGGUUGCGGGUGACCUUGUUUCCCAGUAUGUAAGUAGGUUUGGUUGGAUGGCAUUUUCAUACUCUGUUGUUGUGGCUAUUGUUUGCCUAAAAAAUUCAGGACAAAAAAUUAGCCAUUUCACUUGACUGGUUGGCUUAAAGUAAUGGGAUUCUAUUGAAAUUUUAAGUGAGAAGAUAAAAUAAAUAAAUUCAUUGAUAAGCAUUCAGUGAAAACUAUAUAGCCUAAUUGUUUGUAAAAAAAAUAUGAUAUAACUUAUGACAUUUGAUUCUGUACAUUCAUAAAAAAAAUAAAACAAAUUUGUUUACACUUA